Molecule: messenger RNA, 2211 nt
Organism: Microthlaspi erraticum
Lineage: Eukaryota; Viridiplantae; Streptophyta; Magnoliopsida; Brassicales; Brassicaceae
Source: the annotation of a GenBank genome assembly
AUGAAGUCUAAUGCGGUUGUUUUUGUUUACUUGCAGGAAAUGGUUUACAUUGCAUCUGUUUAUGGAGAAUGGGUGAUAAAGGACAAUUUGUCUUGGCAUUUUGAGGUUGAUUAUCGGAAAGGAGGUAGAAUGUUCUCGUUGAGGGAUGGAUGUACACAUGAUGAGCUCAUUCAAAUGGCUUUAGAGGAUUAUUCGCUAACCAAGAUCGGACACCGUUUGGAAAUAUCAUAUCCAUUACCAGAAGUGUUCACUCAGCAAACGUGUAAUGAUUCUCCGCCCAUGAAGGAUGAAGACAACGUAGAUGGACCUUUGGAUGAAGACUUAGAUGAAAAUCUGGAUGAUGAGUUGAAGGAAGAGUUCGAUGAAGAGUUGGAUGAAGAUUGGAGCGCAGAACGAGAAGAAGUGUCUGAAGAGUCGGGUUGUGAUGAGGAUGAUGUAAGGGAAAAAGCUUAUGAAGGCGAUGAUGACACACACGCGGACUACAGUCAGUAUGGGAAAAUUAAAGAUGAAGACGUUGUCAUUGAUGUUCCUUUCGAUGAUCCCCGCCUUUUAGGGCGUGGUGUGGGUCAUCGUAUAGGAAUUGAUAAUUGGGAAGACAAUAUUUACGAGCACCAGAGCUUUGAUACCAAGGCCCAACUUAUCUCUGAGUUGCGUUUGACCGCGGUGAUGACAAGAUUCUCAUUCAGGAUAGCUGCGUCUACAAGAAAAGUGUUUGUGGCCAAAUGCAAAGUCGCUGGAUGCAAAUGGAGGCUUAGAGCGGCCGUAAAGAACGAACCCUCCACGUUUUGGGUGACAAAGUACGUGAAGUCGCAUACAUGUUCUGUUUCUGAUCGAGUACGUAACCAUAAACGUUGUACAACGAAGUAUAUUGGAAAGCUUUUUCUUGAUCGGACAGGGCUCAUUGAAGGAAUUGUGCCGCAACACAUAAGAGACUCUAUGAGGAGGAUGUUUGGAAUGAAGCUCGACUAUACGGCUUCAUAUAGAGCUUUGAAACAUGCCCAAGACUUGGUGUGGGGAACAGCUGAAGAAGGAUACGCGAAUCUGCCUUCUUACUUGCAAAGAAUCAAGGAUGCAAAUCCGGGAACUGUGACUGACCUUGUCUGUGACUCACAGGACCGUUUUAAGUACUGCUUUCUAUCACUCGCCGGUUCUAUAUCUGGUUUUCAGUAUUUGAGGAGAGUGAUUGUGGUUGAUGGGACUCAUCUUACUGGGAAAUACGGAGGAGCUCUACUCGUGGCUGCCGGACAAGACGCCAACUUUCAAAUAUUCCCGCUAGCUUUCGCAGUGGUCGAUGCUGAGGAUAGUGAAUCAUGGGAAUGGUUUUUCAACAAGCUUAGAGAUUGUUUCAGGCAAUUUCCGCCAAUGGCGAUAGUCUCUGACCGUGCCGCUGCCAUAGCUAGAGCCAUUGGAAUCGUUAUGCCCUGGGCAUCAAGAGGAAUAUGCUACUAUCACCUCCAAGGUAAUAUAGUAAAGGACUUCCACGCAAAGGAGAUAAUGUAUAUGGUUAAAGGUGCAGCCUACGCCCAUACGGUGCCUGAAUACGACCGUGAUAGAUACAAUAUAAAGACGAGCAACAUCGCAGAAUCUAUUAACUCGGCUGUCAAGAAAGCAAAAGGAUUACCUAUUCCUCGUCUUUUGGAGUUUAUUAGGGAGAAGCUCGGGAGAUGGUUUAGCAAGAGGCGGGAGGAUGCACUGAGUCUCACAACCAGACACAGCAGAGGUGUUGAGUACAUAUUGGCCAUACGGUCUUACUAUGCGGGAAGUAUGAUCGUAGAUCGCAUAGACGCUUGGCGCUUUCAUGUUAAAGGCGGGAGACGAGAUUGUAAUGUCGACUUGGAGAAUCGAACAUGCUCGUGCGGUGUGUAUAACGUUGAAAAAAUCCCUUGCUCUCAUGUUAUUGCAGCUGCAGCCGAAGCUAACGUCGACAUGUCCUAUUACGUAUGCGCCACUCAUUCGACGCCUUCCUUGUUCUCAACAUAUGCACAUCCGAUUUACCCCAAAGAGGGAACUGACUCCCACGUGAAGCCUGUUCGCUGUUUGCCUCCAGGGGAGAGUGUCCCUUCUGGAAGGCCGAAGAAGUCGAGGUGGCAAACUUGGCUAGAGAUGUCUAGGAAGAAAAACACAAAACCGAGGAAAACGCAUAAGAAGUACAGCUGCUCUAAGUGCAAGGAACCUGGUCAUACUCGCCCCAAUUGUGUCGCUGAAGACUGA